AUGACCUCCCGGCCCCCAUUGGGCGUGCAGCAACCGCGACCGCCCCAACAUCAACACACCCACAAGCUGCCCACGUCGAGUCUGUCGCAGCGCUCGGCGCCUCAUCAGCACCAGCAUCAACAUCAACACUAUCUCCAACACCAGCAGCAACGCGUGCUCGCCCAGCAGCCACCGCCGCAGCAGCCUCUUCCACACCAAGCGCUUCAACAACAUGCCUACCCGCUGCAACAACACGCACACUUCCCCCCGCAAUCGCAGUCGCCCGUGCGUCGAGACGUCAACGGCUAUGAUCUGACGACGACCCCAGACUUCGGUGAUGGCGCCGCCGCCAUGCCCUCUCGUCAAACCCUCCAUCGCCGGCCCGGGUCGCGUCUCAAGCUCGAGAUCUACAACAGCGACCCGGCCGACCCCACGGCCGCAUCGACCAUCCUACACGACACAUCGCUGACAGAAUCCCCGAGCUGCGUUGCCGACUCGAAGCCCUUUACCCCCUCGCGCAUCAUGCCCCCCAUGGAUCCGUCCGAGAUGGGCGACAUGAGCCCGGAUCCGUCCACACACAUGCACACAGCCGAUCUUGAUGCCCCUCUGCCCAUGCCCGCUCGUCCGGCGCGCAUCAAUACCGUCCUGCCUCAACGACCAGCCGCGCAACCGCCGGCGGCCUCGAACACUACCAGCAAGAAGGACAGCCGCCCAAAGCCCUUCACCGUCGAGCCGCCGGCCGCAGCACCGAGCUACCCUGUGCGCGGUAACGACCAGCAAAAGACGACCGUCGCAUACGCAGACUUCUUCCCCUGGACGGGCAACGGACCGGAGGAUCAGUUCUCGGAACACGUGAUCCGCAACGGCUACUACGACAAGGGCAUCUUCUCGACGGCCGAGACACAGUCCGCGAAGGCGACGCUCUUCCCGGCACUGAAGCACAAGACAGGUCUGACGGCGCUGUCGUCGGUCUUUGCGGCAGUACUUGGGCAGCGCCGGCAUAACGGACAGAUCACGACCCCGUCCACGUUCAAACCCCCGCCGCGCGUGACGCUGACGGAUACCAAGCGCGAGCUGUGGCUUAAGGAUCUUGCCAAUCCGGCUAUUUCGCUGCGCCGCCUGAGCCGGACGAUUCCCCAUGGUAUUCGCGGCAAGGUGCUGUUGGAGCAAUGUCUGAAUAAGAAUGUGCCUACGGACCGCGCCGUUUGGUUGAUCAAAUGCGUCGGGGCGAACGAGAUCCGCGCUACCAAGCGAAAGGGCGUGGGCACGCUCGUCGUGGGCGGCGAGUCCCGCUGGAUCAAGGACUGGACGAUAUCGGUCGAACAGUUCAUCGAGCAGGUGUAUUUCGGGUUCGACGAAGAUGACUGGAAGGCUAAGGUGCACUAUACCACGCGUCUGGCCGCGCAUUUGUAUGCCGAGCAUCUGUUGGAUCGGGAACACUAUUCGGAGUGGCUUGUUUCGAGCCUGGAGAACAGUUCGGAGGCCAGGCUGCCGAUGUGGAUGCUUCUGACGCAGCUGUACUGGAGCGACCUGCUCAAGCUUCGCAAGUACGGCCGCCGGCUGGUUACGGCGCUGAUUAGCCACCAUCACUUGAUAUAUAACCACCCUGAUCGCGAUAUUCUCAAUCCCCUUCUCAAGACCCUAACCGACUGUCUUAAUACCCUUAUCCUGAGCAGUCCCGAGAACUUUGUCUGCCCCGCCGCGUGGAUCAAGUACCGCGAUGCGCUUCAGGCGUGUCUGCCCGCCGGUGACGAGGCCCGACGCAACUCGUUCGAAGCCAUCAACCUCCGCAACGAACAGCUCGCCGCAUCGGCCAACCGUUCCCAGCCCGCUGCCCGCCACAUCCUGGUGGGCAUGCUAGACGGGACCCUGCACGCUCCCAUGCCAUCCGACCUGCCCUCGCAGUGCUGGAGCGUUUCUCAAGACAAACCAGCCCUAGCCCGGGCCCUGCUCGAAUGGUGUACCUCCCUCUACCGCCCCGGCCUGGCCAAGGUGUAUGUCACGAGCAAGAUCCUACAGCAUUGGAGCACACUCGGCUUCGACGUCACCCUUGCCGUCCUCGAUUUUCUUUGUGACGAUCCCCUCGAGGAACAGCCCCGCAAGAAUGCUCUUUACCAUUUGGUCUGCGAGCUCGUCCGGGCGUCGCUGUUCGCAGUGUCGAGAUACAUCCGUUGGCUGAUGGGCCGUGGAGGGGUUCGGCGGCCGGAGCAAGUUGCCCCUGACGGGCCGGCUGCGACGAGGCUGCUUGCUGAGAUGCCUCCUUGUGUGCUGACCUCAUCGGAACGAAAUCUUCGGAGUGGUAUCCUCAGACGUGCGUCGUAUAGUGUCGCUGAUGAGGCGGAGAACACGGUUGUUGCGAUUAAGCAUCUGCGAUAUACCUUUGGCAUGCCCAUGCCAGAUGUGCAGCCGAAUGAUCCCAUCUUUCAGCGGCCGCCUAUGGCUAUGGCCAAGCUUACGAAGAGGAUUUCUAAAGCGAGUCGCACGUUGAAGGGGGAGGUCGGGAGCUGGCUUCGGGCGAGUCUGGCUUCUUCUUCUUCUUCUUCUUCUUCUUCUUCUUCUUCUUUUUCUUCUUCUACGGGAGACAAGGAGAAAGGGGGCCCACAGCUACCUGAUGUCUCACCCUCCGUCUUCUACGGCAUGCGCUCCGUUCUUGAGGCUGCCGAGGACUUUACCAUACUGGCGGAUGUCCUCAAGACGCUUACCAAGCACUGCACCGUUGAUAUUCUCCCCGCUAUCGCCGACACCGUCAACAGACAUUUUUUCAUCUUCUCUGCCCUCGACGCCGCAUCACCAAUCUUCCUCGCCCUCCACCAGCGCUUCAAGACUACCGCCGUCCGCGAGCAGGGUAUCACCCUCCGCCCUUUACUCGUCUCGUUAGUGUCGUUAGGAGCAAGAAUCCCCGGCAUGGAGGAUGUUGUUGCACGGCUCAAGAAAGACCUUGCCCUCACCGACCGCCACAACCCUGUCGACGCCUGCUCCCCGGUCUCGGAUAACAUGGUCUCGCGCCUGCAACAACAACAACAACAACAACAACAACAACAACAACAACAACAACAACAACAACAACAACAACAACAACAACAACAACAACAACAACAACAACAACAACAGCAGCAGCAGCAGCAGCAGCAGCAGCAGCAGCAGCAGCAGCAGCAGCAGCAGCAGCAGCAGCAGCAGCAGCAGCAGCAGCAACAGCAGCAGGAUGAUGCUUCUGACCUGCACGACGAGAUUGAGAAGCUGCUUGCGGGUGGAUCCAGUCUGGAUAGGAAUACGAUGGAGCGGUUGUUCCAAACGAUUGUGCAAAGGCUGCAGGCUGCGUGGGGGGGGGCCGCAGCAACCAAGCAGCGGGCUUAUAGUACGCUGUUGGGCAGGCUGAGGGCGUUUGAUGCGCAAUGUUUUGACGGGUUGAUGGUAAAGUGGUUGAUGUACCUCAGAGCGUUGGGGAGCAGGCCGAGUGUGCUCAGGAUUUUUCCUCUGCUCGUGUCGGUGGGGUGUUUGGAGUUCGGGACGAUACUGGCUACGGCGUCAGAGUUUCCUACUGCUGGCGCUGGACAACAACGGGUCCCUGUCCCGCCUCCAGCUACGCUUGCGGGGGGCGUACCCCAGGUUGUGCAGAUUACGUACCGGACGAGGUACAUGCAGCAGGUUUUGAUGCUACUCACGGCCCCGGUCCCGCAGGACGAUCUACUUACUGCCGACGAAGCCUACCGCUUCCUCGUGCUCCAAGACCAAGCCGUCCGCGACUCGCCCAAGGAAGUCCUCAACCUGAUCUUCCUUGCUCUCGCAGAGUACUCGUACGCCCGCGCACAAAAUGACCUUGAAGGCCUCCCCCUCGACGCAGAUUACGUCCAGGAGCUGCUGUUCGAAUUACUGAAAAGGCUCGUCCUGCGCGACGCAACGGGCGUUGCGCGCGCGCUGAGCGUCAGGAGUACAAAUCCGCAGGUCAUGGCUCGCAUUGACUGGAUGACGACCAAGUUGUUGAUUCCGACCGCGGCAGCACCCCAGACGACGCGGGUCUCGUUUGAGCAGGUGCUAGAGCUGACCAACGAGUUUACGCUACCGUUUUGUCAGGUUAAGCUUGCGCUCGCGUUGAGUCUGAGCAACAACAACAACAACAACAACAACAACACUACUACUACUACUACUGGAGAGGAUGGGCAGGAGCAGCAAACGUCGCAUGUGGAAUUGUUGGCCAAUGCGAUGGAUAAGGCGAUUGCCGCGGGGAAUGUGGCUUGGGUUGGGAUGCUCAGCUCGCUCAGUCCAGAUAUUACGCAGCAUUUGAAAGCUAGGGCGCAGAGCAGGUUUUUGGAGUUGUUGCCUUCGCCGCCGGGGAAGGCUACGGGUUCUUCGGGGAGAGUUGCUGCGGACCAGGCGUCGCUGGAGCAGAAUCUGCGCAUGGCUGAGAAUUUGCUCUCCGUUAUGGACGCCAUCAUGCGCGGCGGCAGCAACGCUACCAGUCCCAUCCCCCCGGGCGGCAGCCCCCGUCAAGCACAGCUUUCUCCUGCCGUAGUCGACAAGCUGGUCGACUUAUGGGAGAUCCUCGCCUCCCCGACCUCCCAACCCCAAGACACCAAAUCGGAAGACACACCCAUGGGCAACACGCCCACAGUCGGAGUCGACCCCGAAACCAAGGCCUCUCUCCUUCUCUAUCACCUCCCCCUCCUCCUCAACCUCCUCACCCUGCACAACAACACCCAAUCCUCCCUCGAUUUCUCCCGCCAACCCGCCGACCUCCGCGCCAAGCUGCUCAUCGCCUGCGCCGGCAUCCUGCAUCUCCUUGAUCACGCCGUCGACCUCUUCGAACUCUCUCGCCCUCCUGGCCCGGAUAACUCCGCAUCAUCGUCGACGGGGGUUAUUCAUCCCCUCCCGGCGGAGGGGGAGUUACCCGCGGAACUAGCCUUCCCACACCCGGCGCAACACGGCACCGUUGGGGGGCAUGACCAGGGACAGGAUAGGCAGGAGAAACAUACCGCGUUGGCACGCGCCGUGGCGAACCUCUCAAGGAGGGUGUUUGACCUCGCGUGUCUGCUGGCAGAUAACCUGCCUGAGGAGGCCAGACUGACGUGUGUGAGAGCUGUUGGCUCGGGAGGAGUGUUGGCACUGGAUGGGCGGUUGAGGUAUGUAUUGAGUGUGCCGUGGGGCGUGGGGUUUGAUGUGGGUGUUGCGGGGCUGCAAUCCGGGGGGCAGCAACAAGGUCAGGGGGAUGGGGCAGGGUCGGUGUUUACCGCUGGUGGUAGUGGGGGAGGCGGGAUGGGGAUCGGGUUUGGUGGUUCAGGGGGAGGGCUGGUGCUUUGUCAUCGGGACAGCGGUGGUGCCAAACCUUCCUCUUCUGCUUCUGCUCCUCCUGGCACGCGCAACCCUACUAUUAACAAUAAUACCAAUCCCAACUCCCACUCCCACUCCCACUCCAACUCCAACUCCAACUCCAACUCCAACAUCUCUGGCACCGGAACAGGAACGGGAAGCAUGUGCGUCCUCCUCGGCACGCCUAUCUCCCUGUGGGGGCUCGAUCGUCCCGGUGGUGCGGCCACGGAACGGUUCAGCGUGUUUCAUUUCCGUCGGUGGGAAGCGCUUAGUGAGCCGACGCCGGUGGUCGGGGAGAACGAUACGGCGCUGAGUUUGGGGUUGUUUGAGGCUAGGAAGGUGUAG
Molecule: messenger RNA, 5628 nt
Organism: Thermochaetoides thermophila DSM 1495
Lineage: Eukaryota; Fungi; Ascomycota; Sordariomycetes; Sordariales; Chaetomiaceae
Exons: 2
Coding region: 1-5628 (1875 amino acids)
Biological process (GO): regulation of transcription by RNA polymerase II
Cellular component (GO): mediator complex
Molecular function (GO): transcription coregulator activity
Source: RefSeq, a predicted model, not a curated record